This is a messenger RNA of Pan troglodytes (chimpanzee), 2764 nucleotides long. RefSeq names its product G protein-coupled receptor 19 (gene GPR19). Gene Ontology annotation, cellular component: plasma membrane. Gene Ontology annotation, biological process: G protein-coupled receptor signaling pathway. NCBI's taxonomy places the organism in Eukaryota, Metazoa, Chordata, Mammalia, Primates, Hominidae. The record is from RefSeq and is a predicted model, not a curated record. The transcript is spliced from 3 exons. Gene Ontology annotation, molecular function: G protein-coupled receptor activity. The coding region runs from base 1456 to 2703 and encodes 415 amino acids.
GACACAGCGCUUCGCCUGGACUGGUAAACAAACCGCCGCGCAGGCGCAAUGGCAACAGGACGGUAACCUGGGUAGCCGCAAAUGGGCUUUUUCGUAGAGUGAAAAGCGGAAAAGCCAAACAAAACGCUGGUUCCAAGGUGAUAAACUGGCUGACUUCCUCUAUUUUUACUUUUUAAAAAAAUUUUGUUUCUGAAGAAGUAGUUGUGCGGCCUUCUGGGCCUCGCAGAGAUCUUCUUCGUGGAAUUCCUCGGCCCCAGAGAUAUGCCGCUAGCCUGUCGGCUAGUUAUAUUAGCCUAAUUUUUUGUCUUGACCUUUUUCAUUUGACUGCAGCACUAAUCCUAAUCCACUGGGGCAGCCAAAAAAAAAAAAAAAAAAAAAAAAAAAAAAAAAAAAAAGGGCGGGUGAGAUCUCAACGCCGCGGAAAACCUUCAUACUAGCCGGCCAUCACCAAACCACGCGAGAUCUGCCUGAGGAGAAGCGCCACCCCGGGAGUGCACGUUUGCGCAUGCGUCUGGCUCAUCAUUUUCAGCGCGCAAAAGUUUCAAAACUUUCCGCCUAGUGAGAGGCGGUCCGAUUUGGCCCUUGGGGAGUGUCCGUCGCGUUGAUCUGAUGGAUUCACGUACACAACACCACAUUCUAUGAGAUUUUGCAGGCAAAAGUCCACAAGCUCGUAUGGUCAUCCCUUCUUUCCGUUUUUAUAUUGGCCGUGAACUCUGUGAGGGGAGGUUUCAGCGACUGAAGUAGUAAAGGAGUGGGAGCGGGAGAGCCGAUUAAUGAGGUUGUAGAAUAAGAGAGAAAUCUGAAGGGACAAAGGAGUUUUAUUUAUUUUUUGGCUGGUGACCAAGAGGAUGUGAGUGUGAGCUAAGGUAAUACAGUGGGAAGGAGAAGAUGGGAAGAUUUGAGAGAUAAAUGAAGGCAGUAGCUCUGUAGCCUACUUGGGAGGCCAGACUAGAAAGAAGUUGACAGUAGAGGACAUUUUUCUUAAAAGAGUGUGAACUUAUGCAUGUUUGUAAACAGGCAGAAAUGGCAUGCAUUUAGUACAUGGUGUAUAUAAGGUGGAAAUCGGGACGCCCCUAAUGGAAUGGAAUGAGGAAGAUUCUAAAAGCCACAGUCCUGAACACAGGCCGAGGUGGAAUUGGGAAGAACAGUCGCGGUAACAGAAGUCAGGAAUUUGGGAACUGUCUCGAGGGAUCUGACCAAUCUGACCUCUUUUUGCCUCUCAGGAUAUAUGGGACACCUGCACCGGCAUUGGAUUUGGCCCCGCAACAUCUUAAAGGAAGCAGGCUGUGAGCCAAGGGGAAGGCAGAGGACAGAAAUGAAUGUGUUUCCAGGCUUUCCUGGUGGUUUAUGGCAUUCUCCAAACUCCUAUGCAAGGGCUAUUCCUGACCAAGAAGAUCUAAAGAGAACGUCUCUGAAAUCAAGUCCGGAUGAAGAAUUAAGAGAAAAAAAGUGAAUAUGGUUUUUGCUCACAGAAUGGAUAACAGCAAGCCACAUUUGAUUAUUCCUACACUUCUGGUGCCCCUCCAAAACCGCAGCUGCACUGAAACAGCCACACCUCUGCCAAGCCAAUACCUGAUGGAAUUAAGUGAGGAGCACAGUUGGAUGAGCAACCAAACAGACCUUCACUAUGUGCUGAAACCCGGGGAAGUGGCCACAGCCAGCAUCUUCUUUGGGAUUCUGUGGUUGUUUUCUAUCUUCGGCAAUUCCCUGGUUUGUUUGGUCAUCCAUAGGAGUAGGAGGACUCAGUCUACCACCAACUACUUUGUGGUCUCCAUGGCGUGUGCUGACCUUCUCAUCAGCAUUGCCAGCACGCCUUUCGCCCUGCUGCAGUUCACCACUGGAAGGUGGGCGCUUGGUAGUGCCAUGUGCAAGGUUGUGCGAUAUUUUCAGUAUCUCACUCCAGGUGUCCAGAUGUACGUUCUCCUCUCCAUCUGCAUAGACCGGUUCUACACAAUCGUCUAUCCUCUGAGCUUCAAGGUGUCCAGAGAAAAAGCCAAGAAAAUGAUUGCGGCAUCGUGGAUCUUUGAUGCAGCCUUUGUGACCCCUGUGCUCUUUUUCUAUGGCUCCAACUGGGAUGGUCAUUGUAACUAUUUCCUCCCUUCCUCUUGGGAAGGCACUGCCUACACUGUCAUCCACUUCUUGGUGGGCUUUGUGAUUCCAUCUGUCCUCAUAAUUUUAUUUUACCAAAAGGUCAUAAAAUAUAUUUGGAGAAUAGGCACAGAUGGCCGAACAGUGAGGAGGACCAUGAACAUUGUCCCUCGGACAAAAGUGAAAACUAUCAAGAUGUUCCUCAUUUUAAAUCUGUUGUUUUUGCUCUCCUGGCUGCCUUUUCAUGUAGCUCAGCUAUGGCACCCCCAUGAACAAGACUAUAAGAAAAGUUCCCUUGUUUUCACAGCUAUCACAUGGAUAUCCUUUAGUUCUUCAGCCUCUAAACCUACUCUGUAUUCAAUUUAUAAUGCCAAUUUUCGGAGAGGGAUGAAAGAGACUUUUUGCAUGUCCUCUAUGAAAUGUUACCGAAGCAAUGCCUAUACUAUCACAACCAGUUCAAGGAUGGCCAAAAAAAACUACGUUGGCAUUUCAGAAAUCCCUUCCAUGGCCAAAACUAUUACCAAAGACUCGAUCUAUGACUCAUUUGACAGAGAAGCCAAGGAAAAAAAGCUUGCUUGGCCCAUUAACUCAAAUCCACCAAAUACUUUUGUCUAAGUUCUCAUUCUUUCAAUUGUUAUGCACCAGAGAUUAAAAAGCUUUAACUAUAAAAACAGAA